GAUCAUCGGCCAUGCCAUGCUGAAUACAUCAGUUCUAACCAUAUCCCGGAAGCUAGAAGCAUCUCAGUAUUUCAGUCGCUACUUAUUAUUAAUCAAGGAACCAUACAAGCACCACACAGAGAGAAAGAGAAACAGGCUAGCGACCGUCUCGUGAAAGGGAAGCCACACCUGCCUGCACGAAGAAAAUGGCAAAAUAAGGGAAAACGAAGAGUAUUUGGAAGGCAGACCGUUCGGAAACCCAUACUGCAGCCACUUCUGCCACUUCUGCCGUCUCUGCAAAUUCAAAUUCCGGACUGCCCUCGACGCUGCAUACACAAACUAUCGUUGACUUCCUGAAAGCAAGCACAUCGAAGGGACCCACAGCGCUUUUUUUUUUUUUGCUUGCAGCACAAAUAGGACGUAAGCGAACGAGACGGAAGCACAUAGAAUAGGCGCUGAAACACACAGGACAGACGUACAUGCCAGGAGUGCAUUAUACUCCCGUGUGGUUAAGUUUCUUUUGCACAGCAAACAAAACAAGUGUGGACACACUCUCCCACCUGUUCAACUUUGAUAUAGCUCAGGUGUCCGUCGUAAUUGAGCGAGGCAUUUGAACCCAAUUGAGCGAGGUCAAGUUCUUUUCACGGUUCAUAAAUAAACGGUUGGAAGUGUGUACACGUCGUUCGUGUGCCCUUACUAUAGAACAAAAUGCCGGACACUUACUGCCACAUUGUCUCGGACGACAGUCGUUAUUCGGAGAGGAAAAUCUUGGUGACACAGGAACAAAACUCGAAGGUGCACCGCGGACAGUAUAGCCCUCGACAUUUUUGAGAGGCAAGCGGCUUCAUCUACAGUCCAUAGACUCACUUGACAGGCGCCACUGCGUUGUGACAUGUUGUACACUGUACACUACAGUCGUCUUCCGUAUACCCUACAAAAAUCAUCAUAUAUAUAGUGUUGUGUUUUAUUGCUCUCUAUCGCCUUUAGUGAAAUCUCUGUUGAGAUGUUAUUGAAUACCAUGCAUUACUUCCUCAAGUGCUCUCUCUCCACUCUCUAUUUUCUUUUCUUUCCCAGUCUUCCCUCCUGUGCGAGUACAGCAGCAGACCAGAGACAAAGUUCAUUUGACCGGCCUAUAGCUGCUUACCUCACACAAAAAAAAUAAAGACAAAAAAAAGGGGGAAGAAAUCUGAUCCAGUUUUCAAGAACGCAGAUCUACUCUGAGAAGCCACCGUCCCGAAUCAAUAUGAUGAGCGAGUGGUGUAUAUGCAUGCCUGUCUUAUUCUCGAGGGCAGAAGAAGAAGUUUGAGGCCUCGUGAAGCGCGAGCCAACGCUUCCAGCGAUCUUGUUCGGACCGUUGAGCGCAGCUGAGGAAACCACGAUGGGUUGCUUGCCGAUGUCCGGCAACCGACUGGGCUUCUCGCAAGUGACCAAGAAGCCCAAGUUCGUGUACGUGGAGGGCAUCCGGCUGUCGCCCGCGCUGACGCAGGACAGCAUCGUCUUCUCGCUCAACUUCGACCCGCUGGCCACGGACAUCGUGAUCGACUCGUAUCCCGGCUGCGGCAGCUCCUGGGUCGUGCAGAUCGUCCACCUGCUGCUCAACAACGGCCACCUCGGGAAGAUCGCCGAGUCGCUCACCAGGGAGGUCUGCUACCUCGAGGCGGAAGGGAACCAGGUCGACUCAUACCGGGCUCCACGGAUCAUCAAGACACACUUACCGUUCAAUGGCAUCGCCUACAACCCUUCAGCCAAGUACAUCUACAUCGCCCGGAACGUCAAGGACUGUUGCGUGUCCAUCUACCACAUCAUGAAGGCGUACCCAGAGGACUAUCAGUUCCAGAACGGGACGUUCGAGGACGUCUUCGAGUGCUUCAUCCGCGGCGAGAUGGAGUACAACGACUACUUCGAUCACCUGCUGCCCUGGUGGAGCUACAAGAACGAGCCCAACAUACUGUUCCUCGUCUUCGAGACCAUGAAGAAGGAGCCCAAGGAGCACGUGCAGAUCAUCGCCAAGUUCCUGGGCGGCGUCGCCAACGACUUCAUCCAGGACCAGAACAAGCUGCAGUCCCUGCUGCGCCUGACCAACAUCCUCUUCAUGAAGCUCAAGGCGCGCGAAUACGCCUCCGUCAUGCCCAAGAGGAAGUUCUUCGUUCGGGAGGGCGUGAUUGGUCAGUGGAAGAACUUCUUCACGGGCGAGCAGUCGCGCCGCAUGAACAACAGGUUCUUCCAGAGGACUGUUGACACGCCCAUGAACCUGCUCUGGAAAGGGAUGGGCGUCUUCGACUGACUGCUGCCGUGUGUGCUUUUGCGACAGCUGCGCAUGCGUAGGUUAUAUUUUUUUUUAAGUAGAGGUGGGCGGAUGCUAAAAUUGCCUUGACCAGGCAGUCGGUAGUUUAGAUAGGUGUUUCACAGGUUAGUGUUUCAAUAAAUUGUUCACAAUUA
Messenger RNA from Dermacentor andersoni, 2418 nucleotides. RefSeq names its product sulfotransferase ssu-1-like. Gene Ontology annotation, molecular function: sulfotransferase activity. The record is from RefSeq and is a predicted model, not a curated record. NCBI's taxonomy places the organism in Eukaryota, Metazoa, Arthropoda, Arachnida, Ixodida, Ixodidae.